AUUUUGAAAUUGAAAUUCAAAUCCAAAAGUCCAAAAGCUUGUCAUGGAAGCCAGUCCAUUCAAGAAAUGGUCCAUCCAUCUUCUACUCCUAUGGCCAAACCCAAAAUUUGGCGCCAAACCUAAUUCGAAUUCACAAGAACCGCAUUUUCUUUACAGUUAUUUUAGCUCAACACAAUUGAUGUAGAAAUAAUUGAUUUGCUUUUGGUUCCAUUAAAUUGCAGCACAAAAAGUAGAGAUCAAUCAUCAAUCAGGUUGAUCCAACCUACCUCCAGCUCCUCCUUCCCCUGCUAGGCUGCUACCCCCCUUCAAUUUGGCGGGAGAACUUCAAAAAUCCCAAAUUAGUGGGAAACCCAAGAAACCCUAAUAUUUAAAUCAUUUUUUUAAAACCCAUUUUUGUGUCUCUAUAUAUAUAUUCUUGAUUCGUGUUAGCACCCCCAGACUGUUAGUUAAAAUUUCCUACGGAGAAAACCCCAAAUUUAGGAGAGGAAAAUGUAUGUGGUGACGAGGGACAGGAAGCAGGAGACAGUACACUUUGACAAGAUAACGGCGAGGUUGAAGAAACUGAGCUACGGGCUGAGUAGUGAACACUGCGAUCCGGUGUUGGUGGCGCAGAAAGUCUGUGCCGGGGUCUACAAGGGGGUCACUACCGGCCAACUCGAUGAAUUGGCUGCCGAGACUGCUGCAGCUAUGACGGCUAAUCAUCCCGACUAUGCUUCCUUGGCUGCAAGGAUAGCUGUUUCAAAUCUUCAUAAGAACACCAAGAAAUUAUUUUCUGAGACGAUCAAAGAAAUGUAUAACCAUGUCAGUGAGAGGUCAGGACUUCAGGCUCCUUUAAUUGCUGACGAUGUUUAUGAGAUCAUUAUGAAGAAUUCUGCCCGACUUGACAGUGAGAUCACAUAUGACAGAGACUUUGAAUAUGAUUACUUUGGUUUUAAAACCCUUGAAAGGUCUUAUCUUUUAAAGAUCCAAGGGAAGGUUGUGGAGAGGCCUCAACACAUGUUGAUGAGGGUUUCUGUAGGAAUCCACAAGGAUGACAUUAAUUCAGCUAUUAAAACUUAUCAUCUCUUGUCUCAGCGAUGGUUUACUCAUGCAUCUCCUACACUUUUUAAUGCUGGAACACCGAGGCCUCAAUUGAGCAGCUGCUUCUUGAUAUGCAUGAAAGAAGAUAGCAUUGAGGGCAUAUAUGAUACACUGAAGGAGUGUGCUGUCAUCAGCAAAUCAGCUGGAGGAAUUGGUGUUUCUGUGCAUAACAUCCGUGCAACUGGAAGUUAUAUUCGGGGAACGAAUGGGACAUCCAAUGGUAUUGUUCCAAUGCUGAGAGUGUUCAAUGAUACAGCUCGAUAUGUGGAUCAGGGGGGUGGCAAGAGGAAAGGUGCUUUUGCUGUGUAUUUAGAGCCAUGGCAUGCUGACAUCUUUGAGUUCCUUGAUCUGAGGAAAAACCAUGGAAAGGAAGAACACCGUGCCAGAGAUCUGUUUUUUGCACUUUGGGUGCCUGAUUUAUUUAUGCAAAGAGUCCAAUCAAACGGACAAUGGUCAUUGUUUUGUCCAAAUGAGGCUCUGGGGUUGGCUGAUUGUUGGGGUGAAGAGUUUGAGAUUUUAUAUACAAAAUAUGAGAAUCAGGGAAAAGCCAAGAAGGUUGUCCAGGCACAAAAUUUAUGGUUUGAAAUAUUAAAAUCUCAGAUUGAAACUGGAACUCCUUAUAUGUUAUAUAAGGACACUUGUAAUAGAAAAAGCAACCAGCAGAAUCUGGGCACCAUUAAAUCCUCUAACUUAUGCACUGAGAUAAUUGAGUACUCAAGUCCUAUUGAAACUGCUGUGUGCAAUCUGGCGUCAAUCGCUCUACCUCGAUAUGUUAGAGAGAAGGGUGAAAUGGAUAGAAGGUGGGGGAUGGGGUUGGACGGCGACGAGGGAAAAGGUGAGGAAUUCGAGAUUGUCGAGGGCGGUAGGUUGUGUAGAAAGAGAAUUGAGGAAGGCAACGGGUUGGUAUAG
This is a messenger RNA of Olea europaea var. sylvestris, 1989 nucleotides long. RefSeq names its product ribonucleoside-diphosphate reductase large subunit-like. Bases 490 to 1989 code for a protein of 499 amino acids. Gene Ontology annotation, molecular function: ATP binding; ribonucleoside-diphosphate reductase activity, thioredoxin disulfide as acceptor. The record is from RefSeq and is a predicted model, not a curated record. Gene Ontology annotation, cellular component: ribonucleoside-diphosphate reductase complex. Gene Ontology annotation, biological process: deoxyribonucleotide biosynthetic process; DNA replication. NCBI's taxonomy places the organism in Eukaryota, Viridiplantae, Streptophyta, Magnoliopsida, Lamiales, Oleaceae. The transcript has 10 exons.